AUGACGAUGAACUACCAUUACUACAAUGCCAGCUCGCGCUACGAAAUGGUCGUGGAGAUAGCCAAUAUCGCGCUGGACGAGUUCAAGACCCAUCAUACCUCACGCAACUACACGGGCCUGGUGCAGCGCUACUACCAAUUGGUGGAAGAGGAUUAUGGCGAUCCGCGUGCGGAACGCUUCCACCUGAUGGACCAUCCGAUGUUCACCUUCGGCCUGGUGGCCAUCUACCUCUCCUGGGUGCUCGUCCUGGGGCCCCUCUUCAUGCGCGACCGCAAGCCCUUCCAGCUACGCCGCACCCUGGUCAUCUACAACGCCUUUCAGGUGGCCCUCAGCGGCUACAUGUUCUACGAGCACUUAAUGGCCGGCUGGCUGAACUACAAUCUGAAGUGCCAACCGGUUGACUACUCGGAUGGUCCCAUGUCCAAGCGGAUGCUCAACCUGUGCUACAUCUACUACCUGUCAAAACUGACGGAAUUCGCCGACACCGUGUUCUUUGUGCUGCGCAAGAAAUCCUCACAGAUCACCUGGCUGCAUGUUUACCAUCAUUCGGUGACGCCGCUGGAGACCUGGGUCCUGGUCAAGUUCCUUGCAGGUGGAAAUGCCACAUUCCCCAAUCUGCUGAACAACUUUGUGCAUGUGUGCAUGUACUUCUAUUACAUGAUGUCCGCCAUGGGACCCGAGUACGCCAAGUUCCUGUGGUGGAAGAAAUACAUGACCGAGCUGCAGAUCGCCCAGUUCGUGCUGUGCAUCUUCCAUACGUUACGCGCCCUCUUCAGCAACCAGUGCCAGUUCUCGAAGUUCAUCUCGGCCCUCCUUCUGCUGAAUGCCUCCAUAUUCUUUUGCCUCUUCAUGAACUUCUACAUGCAGAGCUACAAGAAGUCCAAGGCCCAGCAGGCGCUACAGCAGCAGCAGCAGGAGAAGCUCACGGCAGCCCAGGAGGUGGCGUCGAAGGCAGACAGCAACAACAAUAACCAUAUGGAGAUGCUGACACAGAAGCUGAAGGCCCACUAGAAUAGAAGAGGAAGUGCUUCCACGGAUUGCUCGAAAAGGGAACAAAAAUUUUUUGCAUACUCGUAAACUGGACAAAUUGGUGUUGGCAACAGAUCAAACGUUGGAAGUAGUUUUGGUACAAAGGUUUUAACUUACGUUAAGCUUAAGCUUAAGAGCCAUAAAUGCACAGAUAGACAGACGCACACGGAUAGUUAGGAAGUCCAGCCAGACAGCCAAACAGCCAGAAGAAGAGCCACCUCUUUACGGGGCGUAUGAGGAAUUCAAUUAUUCUACCAGCCUCUCCUACGACUGCGCUAGCUUUGCUUUAUUGCUUCGCUUGUCACGGACAUCCGUCCGGUCAUGCGUCCGCUGAAGAGAAUGCCCCUCUGGUUAGCAGUCGUAACUGUAUUCGUAAUGUGAACUGUAUAAGAAACUGGGUCAAUUUUCGAGAUCUGCCUAAGCUGUAAGUCACCUAAUUCUAGAACCUCACGAACGUAGCGUAGUUUUUAAUCGAACUCUGCGCUACCCCCGAUAGUGCCUAAGUAAGUGUUAAUUGUAAUUGUGUAUAGACGAUUUGUAAAUAGCCUGUUAAAUGUUAAAUAUUUGUAGUCCGCUAAGCCCUCUAGCCUAAGCAAACUAGUCUAACUUACAACAUGCGCGCAACUCAAUACUGAGGAGCACGACUAUAAAGCGAAGACAAAUAAAAGCGAAGAAAAGAUACAUUU
Drosophila miranda is the source of this 1715-nucleotide messenger RNA. RefSeq names its product elongation of very long chain fatty acids protein 7. The record is from RefSeq and is a predicted model, not a curated record. Gene Ontology annotation, biological process: sphingolipid biosynthetic process; fatty acid elongation, monounsaturated fatty acid; fatty acid elongation, saturated fatty acid. Gene Ontology annotation, cellular component: endoplasmic reticulum membrane. NCBI's taxonomy places the organism in Eukaryota, Metazoa, Arthropoda, Insecta, Diptera, Drosophilidae. The transcript has 6 exons. Gene Ontology annotation, molecular function: fatty acid elongase activity. The coding region runs from base 1 to 1011 and encodes 336 amino acids.